This is a messenger RNA of Lepus europaeus (European hare), 3815 nucleotides long. RefSeq names its product t-complex 11 like 2 (gene TCP11L2). Gene Ontology annotation, biological process: signal transduction. Lineage: Eukaryota; Metazoa; Chordata; Mammalia; Lagomorpha; Leporidae. The transcript has 10 exons. Bases 163 to 1740 code for a protein of 525 amino acids. The record is from RefSeq and is a predicted model, not a curated record.
GGGUGGAGGGCGGAGGGGCUGGAGGUUGUUGGGCUGAUGGGUUUCUGAGGUGCUUGGUGAAGGGACACCAGCGACCCCUGAGCCGGGGUCAGCCGCCUUUCUCCUCCCGUCUCCGCGCCAGAUCCGGUGCUAUCUCUUUUAUCCAGACUCGACUGACACACCAUGCCCUUCCAUGGCGAGAAGCAGUGUGUGGGCGAGGACCAGCCAAGCGACUCGGACUCUUCGAGGUUUUCGGAAAGCAUGGCUUCACUCAGCGACUGCGAGUGCUCCCGGCAAAGCUUUACAAGCGACUCCUCCAGCAAAUCCAGCUCUCCUGCUUCAAUGAGCCCUCCUAGGGUGGUAACCUUUGAUGAAGUUAUGGCUGCAGCCAGGAAUUUAUCAAACAUGACUCUUGCUCAUGAAAUUGCUGUAAAUGAGAACUUCCAGCUGAAACAAGAUGCCCUCCCAGAGAACAGUCUGUUUCUUCGCUGCAGCUUGGCUGGCCGAGUGAAGCAUAUUGUGCACCAGGCCUUCUGGGAUGUCUUGGAAUCAGAGCUAAGUGCCGAACCUCCUGAGUAUGAACAUGCUAUCAAACUGUUUGAAGAAAUCAGAGAGACUCUUCUCUCUUUUCUGACUCCUGGAGGCAACCGGCUUCGUAACCAGAUCUGUGAGGUUUUGGACACAGACCUCAUCAGGCAGCAGGCCGAGCACAAUGCUGUCGACAUCCAAGGCCUGGCCAACUAUGUCAUCAGUACGAUGGGUAAACUGUGUGCUCCCGUGCGAGAUGACGACAUCAGAGAGCUAAAGGCUACCGGCAACAUCGUGGAGGGGCUGAGACAAAUAUUUCAUGUCCUGGACCUCAUGAAAAUGGACAUGGCCAAUUUUACAAUAAGGAGUCUUAGACCACACCUUCAACGCCAGUUGGUGGAAUAUGAGAGAACCAAGUUCCAGGAAAUUUUGGAAGAAACUCCAAGUGCUCUUGAUCAGACCACAGAGUGGAUAAAAGAAUCCGUCAAUGAAGAAUUACUUUCUUUGUCUGAUACUGCUGUAACUCCUGGGGUGGAAAAUAGCUCCAAGCCAAGCCUGAGUCCUACAUUGGUGCUAAAUAACAGUUACUUGAAGCUGUUGCAAUGGGAUUAUCAGAAAAAAGAAUUACCAGAGACACUCAUGACAGAUGGAGCACGUCUUCAGGAACUGACAGAAAAGCUGAAUCAAUUGAAAAUUAUUGCCUGCCUGUCCCUAAUUACCAACAACAUGGUGGGUGCUAUUACAGAAGGCCUGCCUGAGCUUGCAAACAGGUUAAAAAGGAUUUCAGCUGUUCUUCUUGAAGGCAUGAACAAAGAGACAUCUAACUUGAAAGAAGUCCUGAAUUCAGUUGGUGUUCAGACUUGCGUUGAAGUUAACAAGAGCCUGAUGGAGAGAGGCUUACCCACUUUAAAUGCUGAGGUUCAGGCUAAUCUCGUGGGUCAGUUUUCAAGCAUCGAAGAGGAGGAUAAUCCUAUUUGGACCUUGAUUGAUAAACGAGUCCAACUAUACAUGAAAAAUCUACUUUGUCUUCCAAGCCCUCAAAAAUGUAUGCCCCCGGUGCCAGGAGGCCUUGCUGUCAUUCAGCAGGAACUAGAAGCACUGGGCUCUCAAUAUGCAAGCAUUGUGAAUCUCAACAAGCAAGUGUAUGGACCAUUUUAUGCGAAUAUACUUCGAAAGCUGCUCUUCAGUGAGGAAGCCACAGGGAAGGUAGUUGCUUCGUCUCCUACUAACUAAAGUGGACUUGGCAUCGGAUAAGAGAUUGGAAAUUCAACACUUUGGUACCCAGUUGCUUUACAUGGAUGGCAUUAUUGAUGCGGCACAUUCUCAGUACCAUCCAUGGUACAGUGUUAGCCUGAUCUGUGUUAUCCAGUCAUAUUAGCAUUACAGAAGACGUGCACAUCACAUAGACCCGAUCUGUGCAUCAUUUUCAAGUUCAAAACAGAGAUUUUUUAAUGACAGCAAUUUGUAAUUAAUUAUAUUACUUAUAUAAGACUUCUAAAUGUUUUCUUAAGCAUUUAUAUUUGGCUUAUUUUUUCAACCCAUAAGGAGUUGUUUUUCUCCCUUGUCACUCUCAAAUCUAAUGAUUUUUAAAUUGGGUACAACUUCUUAAGAAGGGUUCAAAGUUAUGAGAGUAACCAAGGGAACUAUUGUUCUAAACAAAUGACAUGAAGUAUACAAAAUUGUAUUUGAAAUGUACAAUUACAUUUUAUUCAUAUGUAAUAGAAACUUACAUAGUAAGUACUGAAAUUCCAUAAAUGUAUCAAAUCAUAUUUUGUGAUACCAAUUGCCAGUAUUUAUUUAGAAUUUAAAUUUAUUAAGUACAUUUUAAUGCUGUAUACAGAUUCUAGAUAAAACCUCCCUUGUUUGUUUAGUGAAAAUAGAAACAAUUCCCUUCUAAACUUCUAGAAGUUGGUUUCUUCUUACAAAUUAACUUGUUCUCUGAAAUAAUUUUUGCACAAAUCUGUUAGUUAAUGUCUUGAAUUUCUCAGGCCAUUGAUAAGAUUUAUUUACGAUUUCUAUGUUAUCUAUGUAAGGCAGGACUGAUUUGAACUGGUUUACGUUUACUUGUAAGAAAAUGAAGGGAAGUUAACAAUAAAAUAAGAACCCAUCCUCCAUAAAAGUUCACAUCUGAAAAUUUGGAUUUUUUUUAACCAUAUAACUUAACUAGCAAAUACCUUUUCUGCUAAUUAAAUCCUUACCAUGUUAGGACCAAGAUGCUCUUCUCAGUAUCAUUGUCAUUACCAUUAUGCCUGAGCAUUAAAUCAAACUUUGCAAGGCUGAGCACUAAUGGUCAUUGGGAUUUUAGAGAAACCUACUUAUCCUGGAAUUCCAUACUCCUUUUGGAGUCUUGAAAGAAGUCCUGCAGCUUGGAGGUAGGUAGUCAAUCUAGAAAAUGUUUUAUUUAUAUAAAAUAUAUUUUUGAUUGAUUUUUGAUUUUUUUUUCCACUAAGAACUCAUUAAACCUUAGUGAUUUGGUAGGGGAGAAUGGAUAAGAAAUAAGGCGCUCCCAGCCUCCUUUCCCUCAGCACAACCUCAACCAUUGGAGUAUUCUUCCAUUACUGUACGAAGUUUUAGGAAACAACUGAGUGAAUGAAUUAGCUCCAAUCUUCACAUUUUGAAUGACAUGUCAAAAUUGUAGGAAAUUCUGAAUGUUUUUCACAGUGGUCAGUGCAGAAGUCAGCCAUUUUGUCCACGUGAAGAGCUGUGUGGAAGUGGAGUUUUACUGAAGAGCACGUCAUUGGUCUUACCCAUAUUUAGUCCUAUGCUUAGAAACCAUAAGGUGCUAAAGACUUGUAUUGUCAUUUUCUCUUGAGCUGAAGUAAUUUUGAACCGUGCUUACCCUGGGCUGUGGGUGGCAGGGAGGGUCUGCCAGUAGGAAGGUAAUACAUGUGUAGUGUGAUUGGUUGCUUUCUGAGAUGAACUGUAUACUUAACACGUGGUGUGCUUUUUUUAUUAUCAGAUUGGAAUCCAGCAGAUACUCCUUUAUAUACUUGAUUAUGCUGCUGUUGCCUGCAGGGAAACAGUGUGCAGACAUUUUCAAAAUGCAUUUAAAAUGAAGGGCAUUCUGCUUUUUAUUUUCUCUUUUUAAGUGGCAAAGUCAAUCUCAGUGUCUCAAGUCUGGAUUUAGGCAACUACAUUUGUUAGCACUUUUUAAUUAUAUCCCUUAGCAUGUUGUUUAUUUAGUUUUUACCUAAAUGUUUACUUGUACUUUUGAGGUUUUCCUAACAUGGUCGUGUUUUGUAAUGUAAAUUUUAUUAAACACCAUAUGCAUAUUUUCAUUCUUCUGCUAAACAUGUAUUGUGUGCACU